Messenger RNA from Telopea speciosissima, 1795 nucleotides. Its product is annotated as transcription factor TCP8-like. Gene Ontology annotation, molecular function: sequence-specific DNA binding; DNA-binding transcription factor activity. NCBI's taxonomy places the organism in Eukaryota, Viridiplantae, Streptophyta, Magnoliopsida, Proteales, Proteaceae. Bases 42 to 1592 code for a protein of 516 amino acids. Gene Ontology annotation, cellular component: nucleus. The transcript is spliced from 3 exons. The record is from RefSeq and is a predicted model, not a curated record.
GAGAAAACAAGUGUCUUGUGUAAUUCUUGAAGAAGCCAAAUAUGGAAUCAACUGACUCACAGAGUAAUAACCAUCGUCAACAACAACAACAACAACACCAGUCUUCUUCUUUGCAGUUGGUCCCUUUAGAAGGCCGAUCAGGGCCAGGUCCCGGCCCCGGGUCAGGCCCAUUCAUGGGCUCCAUCUCCAUCCAAGCUGGAGCAGUAGCAGGAACAUCAGCUUCUGCUACUGGUGGUGGUGGUGGUGGUGGUGGUGGUGGUCUUGGAGUUGCUGGCUCUUCCACAUCUACAAGCACUACUUCCAGUACUAGCCCUCGACCACCAAGACUCGUCGAUGCUUCCCUUGCCAUCUCCACCAAAUCCGACUCCAACCCAUCUAAUCGAUCCGUCACUCUCGUCGAUCCUUCCAAGAACAAGCAACAACAGCUUUCAAUUGCUACCACUACCACCACCACCAUCAAGCGAUCAUCUAAAGACAGACACACGAAGGUCGACGGCCGAGGUCGCCGAAUCCGCAUGCCGGCCACCUGCGCUGCUAGGGUUUUCCAACUGACGAAAGAAUUGGGUCAUAAAUCCGAUGGCGAAACCAUCGAGUGGCUUUUACACCAAGCAGAGCCUGCCAUCAUCGCCGCUACCGGCACCGGCACCAUCCCUGCCAAUAUCUCUACCCUUAAUAUCUCUCUACGCAGCAGUGGCUCCACCCUCUCAGCCCCAUCUUCUAAGUCCGUUCCUCAUUCCUUCCAUGGCCCAUUAGCCCUCGCCCACCAUCCCCACCACUACGACGAAAGCGACGCCGGUCGGAGGUUCAUCACCGGAGGAGAGAUGCUAGGUUUUCAUCCUCAGCAACAGCAUAUAUUGACUGGGGAUGAAGCUCUGCAAGGUGGUGGUGCCUGUGGUUCUGGGGGAGAUUCUUCUGAUAGCUAUUUGAGAAAACGUUUCAGAGAAGAUCUGUUUAAGGAGGAAGGACAGUCGCGGCAGCAGGAAACUGGCGAUGCAACGUCUCCCUCGGAAAGUAAGCCUCGGCAACAGCAGGAACAAGGAGGUGCGGUUGCGGCAGCUGGACUGAUCCGGCCGUCGAAUAUCAUGCCGGCAACGGCAAUGUGGGCUGUCGGACCUGCCCCAACCAGCGGCGGCAGCGCAUUCUGGAUGCUGCCCGUCACGGGUGGUGGCACCGCCACAUCUGGCAGCACCGCUGUUGCUGCUGCCGCCGGGGUUGGCCCUUCAGAACCUCUAUGGACAUUCCCCACUGCAGGAGGGCAGUAUAGAGCAACUUCGAUACCUACGGCUACUGGGAACACGCUUCAAGCGCCUCUACAUUUCAUGCCCACAAUAAACUUUUCUGGUGGACUUGAGUUCCCCGGCGGACGUGUUGGUUCGGUUCCACUUGGAUCCAUGAUUGCAUCUCAGCAUCUGGGUCUGGGAAUCUCAGAAUCGAACCUGGGGAUGUUGGCAGCUCUUAAUGCUUUCAAUAGAGGUGCCGGAUUGAGUAUGAGUUCUGAGCAUCAACAUGCCAUGGAUCAUCAUCAACAGGUUCAUACCCACCAGCCUCAAUCCACUGAUAGUGGUGAUGAACACCCAAACAGUUCACAGUGACGAGCUUCAUAAACUCAUUCAAUAGCAGGGAAGAGAGAUUGUUGGUUUUGGUGUUGAGACGCAGGAGGUGAGUUUUUUGAGUUUUGAAUUCUUUGAAACUUUGAAUUCCAUCUCUUACUCAGUCACCUGUUGGAUGAUCCAAGAAGACGUUCCCUACCUCUCAUUUUCUGUGGCUUUUAAUAUUUAUUUCUCUUUUUGGGUUU